GGGUCUGCCCGUCUGAAAACUCCGCGCCGCGGCGGAUGCGGCGGCUUUCAGGGGCUCGGCAGCCGCGGCGAAGAUGGUGGCGGCGCCCUGCGCUCGCAGGCUGGCCCGGCGCUCGCACUCGGCGCUCAUCGCGGCGCUCACCGUGCUGCUCCUGCAGACCCUGGUGGUGUGGAAUUUCAGCAGCCUGGACUCCGGCGAGGGGCAGCGGGCCGGCGGCGGCCGGGAGAAGCGGGACCGGGGCGGCGGCGGCGAGAGCAGCGACCACCGGGCGCAUCAGCACCGCAGAGGACCUGCUGCAUUCCACAGCAAGGCGCUGGACCAGCCUCCCCGUCCCUACACCGGCUUGGAGACCCAGGAUGGUUAUUUUUCCCACCGGCCAAAAGAGAAAAUGCGAACAGACAGCAAUAAUGAAAACUCUGUACCCAAGGACUUUGAAAAUAUUGAUAACAGUAACUUUGCUCCCAGGACUCAGCGGCAAAAAUACCAGCCUGAACUGGUGAAGAAGCCUCUUAGCAAGCAGAAGGAGCACUUGAAAAAGAAACUAGAGCAAGAAGGAAAGGUGAAGGAGAACUCACUCCUGGGGAAGAACUCCAAUGAAGUGCUUCAGUUCAGGCAUCAUGUUCUAAAGAACAGCAGCAGCAAUUUGAAGGAGAUUCACAAGUCUCCCCGACAGCCUCAUUUAAAAAGGAGUGGGAAUAACUCCCCUGAAAUAAGAUAUGACCAGCCACCAAAAUGUGAAAUAUCGGGCAAGGAGGCAAUCUCAGCUCUGUCUCGGUCCAAAUCCAAGCACUGUCGGCGGGAGAUUGCAGAGAUAUACUGUCAACACAAGCAAGGAAAGCUGAUGCCUGAGAAGGUGGUGCGUUUGUGUCCCCUGGAUGGAAAAGCCAACAACAAUGUACAAUGGGAUGAGGACUCCGUAGAAUACAUGCCUGCCAACCCAGUCAGGAUCGCAUUUGUCUUGGUUGUUCAUGGCAGAGCUUCUCGGCAGCUCCAACGCAUGUUUAAGGCUAUUUACCAUAAAGACCAUUUCUAUUACAUUCAUGUUGACAAGCGAUCCAACUACCUACACCGGAAAGUGCUCCAGUUUGCUAGCCAGUAUCCGAAUGUGAGAGUCACCCCUUGGCGAAUGGCAACUAUCUGGGGAGGAGCGAGUCUUCUGUCCACCUAUCUACAGAGUAUGAGGGAUUUAAUUGAGAUGAAUGACUGGCCCUGGGAUUUCUUCAUUAAUCUUAGUGCCGCUGACUAUCCUAUCAGGACAAAUGAUCAGCUAGUAGCGUUCCUGUCAAGGUAUCGCGGUAUGAACUUCUUGAAGUCGCAUGGGAGGGACAAUGCAAGGUUUAUUAGAAAACAAGGUCUGGACAGGCUUUUCCUAGAAUGUGAUACACACAUGUGGCGCCUUGGAGACCGGAAAAUCCCAGAAGGAAUAACUCUGGAUGGAGGGUCAGACUGGUUCCUAUUGAACAGGAACUUUGUGGAGUAUGUCAUCUUUUCCAGUGAUGAUCUGGUGACAAAGAUGAAGAGGUUCUAUUCGUAUACUUUGCUUCCCGCUGAGUCCUUCUUUCAUACUGUCCUGGAAAAUAGCCCUCACUGUGACUCCAUGGUGGACAACAAUUUGCGCAUCACUAACUGGAACCGUAAACUGGGCUGCAAAUGUCAGUACAAGCACAUUGUUGAUUGGUGUGGCUGCUCGCCUAAUGAUUUCAAACCAGCAGACUUCCACAGAUUUCAGCAAACCGCCAGGCCAACGUUCUUUGCCCGCAAAUUUGAAGCCGUGGUGAAUCAAGAAAUCAUUGGUCAGUUGGACUAUUAUUUGUAUGGUAACUACCCAUCUGGCACGCCAGGCCUCAGGUCGUAUUGGGAGAAUAUAUAUGAUGAGCCCGAUGGCAUCCAUAGCCUCAGUGAUGUCAUUCUGACCAUGUAUCACUCAUUUUCCCGCUUGGGCCUAAGGAGAGCUGAGACAUCAUUGCACACUGAUGGAGACAACAGCUGCCGGUACUAUCCCAUGGGCCAUCCAGUUUCAGUCCAACUCUACUUCCUCGCUGAUCGUUUUCAGGGCUUCUUAAUCAAACAUCAUGCAACAAAUCUGGCUGUCAGUAAACUAGAGACUUUGGAAACUUGGGUGAUGCCAAAGAAAAUGUUUAAGAUUGUUAGUCCACCAAGUGAUUUUGGAAGGCUGCAGUUUUCAGAGAUUGGCACUGACUGGGAUGCAAAGGAAAGGAUAUUUCGGAACUUUGGAGGACUUAUUGGGCCGAUGGAUGAACCAGUUGGCAUGCAGAAGUGGGGAAAAGGCCCUAAUGUCACAGUCACUGUGAUCUGGGUGGACCCUAUCAAUGUAAUCGCAGCUACAUAUGAUAUCCUUAUUGAAUCUAGUGCAGAAUUUACUCACUACAAACCACCUUUGAAUUUGCCACUGCGGCCUGGAGUCUGGACCAUUAAAAUUCUGCACCACUGGGUACCUGUAGCUGAAACCAAAUUCCUUGUUACUCCUCUUACAUUCUCCAACAGGCAACCUAUCAAACAAGAAGAAUCUGUGAGGUUGCACAGUGGGCCUCCUAAGAACGCAUACAUGGAGCAGAGCUUUCAAGGCUUGAAUCCGGUUUUAAAUAUCCCUAUCAAGGCAGCUCAAGUGGACCAGGCAAAAAAGAAUGCAGCGCUCAUAGGUACCAAGCUGGAGAACUGGGUGGACACCUUGGUCAGCAGCAUAUGGUCAGCGGUGGAUGUCUGUAGCACAGGUCCAACUUCCUGUCCAGUCAUGCAGGCUUGCAGUCAAACAGCCUGGAGCUCCCUGAGCCCAGACCCUAAGUCAGAGCUGGGUCCCAUUAAACCUGAUGGGCGUUUGAGGUAGCAUCUGGUAUACCCUUCUUUGGCACGGGUUUUAAAAGAGAAUUUAACCUUGCUUAUAUAUGAACCUGACUACAGAUUCCAAAACCUUGAUGAAACUUUUUGUUGUCUAUUUUUAAAAAUCUGGCAAAAUCUUUGGCAUUGUUUCUCCUUCAGAUCCAUCAGUCUAAGCUUCAGCAGCACUGUGCAUCUCCUCUGUAUCUUCUAUAGAGUCACAACCCUUCUUCAUUCACUUCAUAUCUAAAAGGCGCCAACAUUUUCUUGCUCCGAUUAUGAAAUGGUAAUAUAGCACAUCUGGUAUGUUCAGAGGGUAAAAAAGAAGCAGUUGCUAAAAAUAUCUUCUGUCAAAAACACCUAUGCAUAUUUUGAAUAUUUACAUUUUAAUUAUUUUGCUACCAUAAAUAACCAGAAACUCCAAUAUAUCUUUACCGGGAAGAAUGAUCUAUAAAAUAUGGUUAAAAUGUUUUACAAGAUAAAAACAUUGGGACCCACCCUGACUAUUUUUAUAAUGUUAAGAAUUUCUAGGCUUGAUUCAUCAUUGUGUUAACUCCAGUUUCAGACCAGCGUGCAUCACACUGGCAUAGAAACCAGGCUAACAGAGUGGUGAAUUAGGCUUCCUCUCUCUUUUUAGAAGUCAGACAUUCUCAUCUAUUUGAUGAUCUCUGAACAAAAUGAGUGUUAUAAAAUUAUAUUUUUUAUUCCUAUUAUGAAUAGUCAUCAGUCACCACAAGGUCUGGGCACCACUUGCAGUAUUAAAAGCAAGUAUUCUUAUUACCCAAAGUCCAGAUUCUUGUCCCCAUUGAAAUCUGCAUUUUAAAAAAAAUCCACACAGAACACCCUCUGCAUAUAAGCAGGUGUGUAAAUUCCACAUAUAUCAGCAGGUUUGUGCAUGCAGCUUAUAUGUGUGGAUGCUCAGACCCAGGCUGUGAUACUCCUGCUCACAUGGCAGCAUACCCUUUUCCAUGAGUAGCCUGAUUGGGUUCAAUGGGCCAACUCACAGUGUAAGAUUCUACUCUGAGUUAGUCAAAGUGGCAGAAUCUGGCCCUUAAUGAUUUAGGUUUGGAACCUUUUCCAUUGAUUUCAGUGGGUGAAACACUGGGACCUAAUUAUGCAGUGAGCUGAUUCUGCACUAUUUUAAGUAGCGGCUAACUAGUCUAACACUAAUUGCCUCUGUUGGUCCCAGACCUGCCAGUAUUCAUGAAGAAGGAUAGUUUUGAGAUUGCAUGGUACAUCUGGAAGGUUGUGGAGAGUGGCACCUUGAGUGUAAUGGAGAUUCCUGACUGAAGCCAUGAAUUGAAUGAAGGAGAGCAAAUGCCCUUCUUCAGAGUGCUUUUAUUUUAUUUUAUUUAUUUUUGUCAACAAGCUCUAAUCUUGCUUAUAUUGACCCUUUUGACUCUUGGGCAGGCUGCAUCCUGUUUAAAUACAGAUGUGAUACAUCAUUUGAACCUGAGCUUUCAACACUGAAAAAAAUCCAAUUUUAAAUUGAGGACUUUUUAAAAUAUUUUUCUUAUAUGCAAAUUCAUCUCCAGCUAAAGCAUUUUGCAUGUAAUGUGCACUUUUAUUUUGUGGGCCCUUGAGUACAAUGUACCCAGAAACUUCAAGGAACCUUGAUGAGAUUAAUUAUAAAAUGCCCUGUUAAUUUAAUAAAGUAAGGUGUCUGUUUUCCCUUCUGUGGCAUGUAUAACUUUCAUUACCGCUAAUGAGAGUUAAGCUCACGCAUCAGGAAGGAAAUAGACCCUUUAAUCUUUUCAUAACCACAUAUCACAAAAAAGGUUGAAUUCUCUUUUAAAUAAUGGUUGCAAAAUUACCAUAAAACAGAGAUCCCAAUGGCUUGUUAUAUUUUUCUCCAUUUAGUUUAAAGCUCCUGCAGUUUGCUUUGGACUUGAAAUUGCAAUGUCAGCUGUGCUGGCAUUAAGGCAGAACAUUUAAAUGUUUAUCUGGAACAAAGGUGGAUGCAUAGGAGGAACAGUUUAGAUAUUUAUUUUUUAUGUUUUUAGUCAAUGACUAAUUAGUAGGUGCUGCUUUUGCAGCUUGAAGAUUUUAUCUUACUAACUAAAGCUGCCUUUAUUAAGAAAAGGCCUUUUCCUCCUCAGACCUCCAUUUCUUUCUACCUUCUUGAUUUUGACAGUCUGGGAGGUAUAGUUCUAGAAAAGCUUGUAGUUAUUAGAGCUGGUUGGAAAGUUUCUGUCUAAACAAUGUUCCUGUUUUUCAGCUGGCUCUAGUGGUGAGUGUGUUCAGACCAACAUUGCCAACAGGUUUAUAUAAUAGAAACACUUCUCUUUCAGUGCUUUUUAAAAAAUAAUAGUUUUUAUCUAACAUUCCAUCAGAAAUGUCAAAUCUCCAGGGGACCACUAAUCUUCACUAUGAAUUUAGGGUUUUAGCCACAUUGACCCAAUAGGAAUUGCAAUGGCUAAAGUAAAAGCCCUGCAGAUCAAGUGGAGAUUAUCACAUUCAGUCAUGGAUUAGGGUAUAAAUAAUAAGAUUCAUCCACUCUCCUAGUCUUUAGAUCAUUCCAGUUAAAUCUGCUGAUGAAUUCAUGAGAUCUGGACUCUUGCGCACACACACACACACAGAUAACCAGGUUUUUAAAUUUGAUACCUUUUUUAUUAUUGAGGAGUGUUUUUUUAAUGCUUUGUUGGGAAGUUCUCAUUAUUAAAUUUCUCAAACAGAAGUUGGAAACAAUCCAGUCUCUCUUUUAUGGAUAGAACAGUAGCCACCACUUGUAUCAUUUAAAAUAUAAGAGAUUCAAAGGACUUUGUUUUAGUUCUUAUUUCACAAUUUUUAAAAAUCCCAAAUUGUUGGUGACACAUAAAUUUUAUGCUAUGUUGUAAACAUCUCAAAAGAAAUAUUUUAUAGUAUUUUAUUUUCUAAAUAACAAAAAGAGUCUAUAAGUACUGUAGCAAGCCGGCAAUGCCCGUGCUGCUAUUAAAAUACUAGAGGUAAAAAUAAAGGGUCAAAUCCUGCAGUCCUUCUUAGGCAAACUUCUGUGGAUGGAUGAUUCUGAGUACAGUCUUUAGACUCAAGCCCAGCAUAAGUGAAAGUAUGACACUGGGCUAUGAAUAAAGUCUGUAUGUGUUUAAAAGCAGCAGAGAAUGAGACUCCUCGAGAGCUUCUCAGUUCACAGCAUUAUUUGAGGUGAGUGUCAAGCUUUCGACCGAAAUGAUCAUGUUCUACCAUAGCUGCUAUUCUGCAGAAUACAGAAGAAUACAAAAUAUAAUGGACAGUGUGUCAUAAAGUUCUAUAAAUUAUGAAGUGAAAAAUCAUGGCAAGCAAGACUGUUUCUAUUUGCGAACAGAGCCUGCCCCAAAAUUAUUACUAAGGCAGUAUUGCUAAGGUCUAGAUUCUGCUCAGUGUCUUUUCUAGUUCUAAAAUACCGGGCACUUGAUACCUAUGAUGAACAUUAUAUCUUGUUAGAAGAGAAUAACUUUCACAGAUCUUACAUUUGGUAAAAAGGAGAAUUCAAAGCAGGGAGCCACAGUUUACAUGAAACAAACAAGUUAUACAUGUGUUCAUUUGAAAGUUCUAAUAGUAUUUUCAGAGCGUGCUGGCUAGUGAUAUUUUCUAAGAUUCCAUUUGAAAGCCGGCUGUGACCAUAUCCUUCCAUGGGAGAAGCGUGUAUUUCCGUAUGCACUGUGUGGAGUGAUGUGCUCAUUUAAACACCAUGCCCCUGCCACUAGAUAGACAUGUGGCACUUGUACAAUCAACCAGCCUGAUUCAGGCCAGAAAGAUAUGUGGCAAAAUGCAGAACAUCUGCCUGCAUACCCUUUUUUAUUAAUUAAAUCCAAAGUGAAUUCUAGUGAUAUGCAGACCUGCUUCUGUGGUGAUAUUAUACCUUGAGGCGAACAGAAAUUAGUUCAAAUGAGUUUAUUUUCUAGAUGUGGACCAGUUUUUUUAUUUAUAAAGUUUGACUGGAUAUGGAGUAAUAAUAUUUAUAUAUUAGGUUUCUGAUGUGUGACAUUUUUAGUAUUAAAAUCAUGUCCUCAUUUUUGUUCUAUAUGGAGGGCUGAAGGGACAGAGUAUACUAACAAUUUUCUCAUUGGCAAGUACUGCUAUAAGCUAUAUCUCUAUUGCUAAGUGUAGAGAGCUAGGUGUAUACAGUAGGGUGUAACAGAUUAACUUUCCUAGAUACUGGCUUCAACGCAAAAAAUCUUGCACAUACCGUUGCUUUAAUGAUGAUCCUACAGCACCUUCCAAAGGAUCAGCUAAUGGGUAUUCAGCCUCCGGCCAUCUUUCACAAAUCUAAUGGUACCAGUAACAUCACAAUCCCUUUUAUUCACUAGUAUAGGGAAGAGGGCGCUAGAGACAGUGAUUCAAACAAAGAACUGAGAAAAUCCAAAGCCUUCGAAAGGAGGUAAUGCAGGGUAAAGGAAGCACCAACCUUAGAAAGUAUUUCUAUAUUGCAACAGAGGGGAAGCUAAACUCGUUCUUAUCUAUUUCACUCUAAGGCUCAGGAGCACUGGGAUUAUGGGAUCUUGGUUUUGACUUUUCUGAUUAAAAACAAAACCCAGCUUUUUAUUUUGUUUGGACUCUAUGGGGCAACUCUCCAUCGAUUUCAAUGGCAGCUACAGCCCUUACACAAGGUUGAAUCAGGUCCCGCAGCUGGGAACGGGCUUCCCAGACACACACUAGCUCUGCAGUGUGGCUGUAGCAGCUCUUGUCCAUACCCAGGGGGUUGGGCAGGUUUGUACUCGGCCACCUCGGCUACUGUGCUAUUUUUAGUGCACUAGCUCGAGCACACCCACUCUGGGAAGCAAGCUCCCAGCUGCUCUGUGGACACGCUCUUAGUUUGAAACAGAACUGUCAACUUGCCCAUAGCUAUAAUGCCGUGCUCCCUCGCUUCCACAGAUUGCCUCUUACUCUCUGCUUGGAAGUAGCCAUGAGAAUGCCUUCUGUCUUUCCCAGAACUCCAAAGCUUAAACCAACUGGCCAGACUAAGCCUUGGGCUAAAUCCUUUAUCUUCAGCUGAGUUGAACUUCCUUAUACGAAGGCUGAAUUUGAAUUCCUGCGAAUCAUAAAGUAGCAUUUACCAUCUUGUACAAGUAGGUUAUACUAUGCUGUAUAUCUGUAUUGUCAGGAGAAGUCAUGAAAACAACAAUAUUUCUGCCGUUAACCUUUUGAUUGUUACAACAUGGAGCUGCAUCAGAGUGGCAGUUUUUAAAAACUGGAACAGACGUCUUUCUGGACCCUCCCCCUUUUUUUAUCUAAGACUUACAGCUUGACUGUUUCAAAACAAAACCCUUUAUGAGUUUAAAUUGUUUGAGUUCUAAGACCCCUAUUCGUCCCCUCAACCCGCAAAGGCGAGAGGGGAGAAUGCUCCCCUCAGAGUGAAAGCAGGCCACUAUACCAUGAAGCCACAGAACAGCUUUUGUGGCUGUAAUGUAGAUCAAAAGGAGAACACAUCCACUUGUGGUCACAGGGUGGAACUGCCCUGCCACAGGCUCGGUCGUUUUCAGUGCUUUUAGAUUUAUUAUUAAACAAAUGCUGGCUGUAGAUCAGAGAGUAAUUCACGCAUCCAUACAUGUUCGUAUGUUAUUUCUGAUCAUAUAGACUGGAAUUUUCAUAACUCCUAAGGGAGUUGUGCACCCAUCCCGUGUGGACCAACUCCCCCAGACUGCAUUGAAACCCCAGAUAUAAAUGAGAAAAGUUUGCUUUUGAAAGCAAAUCAGUUUGCUCAGUGCAAAGAUAUAUAGAAGGAUGCUCUGAAGGUGCUGGUAAUCAUCAGGGACUAUCUUUCCCCCAUUCUCAGAGGUGGUGAUAUGUAACGUAUCCAGUAAUAACUUAUUUCAGAGUGGCAGCUGUGUUAGUCUGUAUCCGCAAAAAGAAAAGGAGUACUUGUGGCACCUUAGAGACUAACAAAUUUAUUAGCUCACGAAAGCUUAUACUCAAAUAAAUUUGUUAGUCUCUAAGGUGCCGCAAGUACUCCUUUUCUUUUUUUAGUAAUAACUUAGUUUAUUUUAACAGAAAAAUACACACAUCAGGUGGUGGUUAGCAGCAUCUCCUAAGGUUCCUUACUCCAGUUUGCUAAUGGGAAGUAACAUUUUAAUGCAUUAUUUUAUUUCAUCUAUACUAAAGAAUGAUCCUAGGCCCCAAACAUAGGGUGCUUAGGAUAUUACCUCAUAUGAACACUUCAAGCAUCAGAAGUAAAGUAGAUUUCACAGCAUUGUCCCCUGUUCUCAGGAUCCUGAAAAGAGUGCUCUCUGGGGGUUGGAAUCCAUGCGGGGUGGGGGCUAGGGUUAGGGAAUAGGUGACCCAGUAUUAGGAAACAAUAGGGUCGGGGGAUUUGCAUUGUUCCCCGGCUGGCUCUGCAGGAAUUACCUGAGAGCACAGCCUCUCGCUCUGUUACCUUUCUGGAAGAGCUUCCUCCACAAUGGGUCUCCUUUGCUAAAGAGGUCACCAGAACAGCCACAGAUGCCCCUAACCACAGUGGGGCCACACUACAAUGCAGCAGCAGCAGGAGAUCUGGGGCUCCAUAGCCAGUACAUGGUUUCCAUGUGGAUCCCAGGGGAUCAGUGUGGUUUGUGUGAGAGGGAUCUCUCUCUCCUUUCAUUGGGCAGAGAGGACAAUGUGGGGAAAAUUCUGCAAAGGGAUGCUCCUGGGAUAUUCCUGCCCUCCAGCCCUCUCCUGCAGGUUUUGCAUGGGAGGGGUUGAUCUGGCCUCGGGUAUGGAAAUCUUGUGUUAAAUAGUCUCUUUCAUUGUGUAGCUUGAGCAUUCACAAACAUCUCAUUACUGUUGAGUGGUGGAAAUAAUAAUUAUAUUGCAUAGCAGUCUGUUAGAAGGUGCAGAGUACAAAGGGAGAUUUGAAUGGUUAAUUGCACAAUUCCACAUUGUAGGAGUACAACACAAUGGUCCUGAUUCUCCCCGCACACCACUUACCACUGGUUUAACUCCAUUGACUUCACCGGAGUGACUCUUGAUUCACAACUGGUGUGAAUGAGAGGAGUAUCAAGCCCAAAAUAUUUUUAACUGAAACAACGAGAUUUUCACGUUAGCUGACACGAGGGCCACGGUAGCAUUUAGGCUAUUUUCAGUUACAUGUGGUGUUUUCUGUGAUGAAUUGUGAUACGGUAAUACUGCAGAUGCCCUGUUUAUUUGGUUCUCGUAUACCAACAAUAGUGUAUAGAUCACUCUUUGCUGUUUGCUUCAACCUUGGUUACCUUCUUUUGCCCAUGGGUGCUAUCACAGCUGCUACCUCACUAUGUCUGCAAACAAGUUUACCUGACAACAACAAAAAAGGUACCAGAAAUCUCCUUGAGCUGAAUGUACAAUCUAUGCAAAUUCUCUCGCUAUUUUGUUACAACUUGGAAGUAUUACUUGUAACCUUGCCAAAUAAACAGCAAGAUAUUGUACAGGUGCCUCUGAUAACAGAGUAACAAUUUUCUGCACGGAUCAUUGCGCUGCAUUUGUACAUUGUAAUGACUUACUUGUCUUUGGUUCUGUUGUAAUUAACACCCUUGACUGAGAAGACAGUCGUUCCUCUUGUAAGAAGGGCAACUUCAGUUUGCUGGGAAUAUUCUGGAGGAGAAAGUCGACUGCAAUUUUUUUCAUUUUUCAAGUUUACCUACAAAAAAGGCCCAAGCCUAAAGGUCAGAAAUUGUAUCUUGGUUUAGAUUUCCUGGAGCAGAUCAUAUCAUUUUGAAUUUCUAAGUGUAUGUUCACAUUGUGACUUUCUGUGAAUUGCCCGAUUAAAAAAGCCUUACUUUCUUUCUUUUUUUUAAUUGUGGCCUUAACCUGUAGUGGAAAGUUAGAUGUUGUCUCUUUCUCUCGGUCUGUUGUCAACCUAAUUAAUAAAAGGCACCUUGAGAUUUCUGUUGCAACUCAGAAUUGUGUAGCUAUCAGCAGACACUUCACAAAUACAAUUGGAAUUGCUUACAAUACAGUCUUCAAGAAAAAAAAGACCUUCCCUUUGGGCAAAAGGAAGGCUUGAAUGCACCUAUAAUCCUUAGCAAAUUAUGAGAAUUCUCUUCUGCAACAUAUUAUAGCUAAACUGGGUGGACUAAUUACCUACAAAAUGCUAACAUCAUGACUUUCUGUAUAGCUGUACAGAUUUGGUCUCAGUUACACCAGCAUGAUCCUGGAGUAACUCCACUCGCUCCAGUGUGACUUCAUUGGAGUUCCUCUCUGAUUUACAAUAGUGUAACUGAGAAAGAAUCUGUCCUGGUGACUUUUAUGUAAUUCAAUGAAGAUUAAAAAUCAGAAGAACUUCUGACAUUUAGGGCUAGAUUUUUAAAGGUAUUUAGGCUCUAAAGAUGUAGAUAGGUGACUAACUCCCAUGGCUUUUAAAAUUCCCAUAUGCACCAAUUCACAUCUUUAGAUGCCUAACUACUAUUAAAAGUAUGGCCCAGUCUGAUCUUUGGAUCAGGUUCAGACACUUUUCUUUUUAACUCUUUGCUUCAUUGGCACUGAGAACAGUAGAGUUUCAAUAGUCCCAGUAUUCCCAGCAGGCUGGCAGUGCUUUUAAGGACCCAGAAUGUGGUUCUCAACCUAUUUACCAUUGGGGGCUGCAUCCAAUACUACCUGUAUGGCCCUGAGGAUGUCACAUGGGCAGCAGCUGGAUGCUGAUUGGGCUGCAAGUGGCCCAUUGGCUGCAGGUUGAGAAUCAUCUUUUUUUUCUUCUGAUAGUGGUACAACCCAAAGACCCCAGAAAAGGGUUUACACAGAAAAUAUAGUGUAUGACACACACACAUUAAUUUGAGCUAAUGAAAUUAUCUUUCUAACUUUGUCUCUUCAUUUUUGUUCCAUUGAUUUGGAUUUUUUGUAUUGGUUAAUGUACUCCAUAAUAAGUUAUUAAUGUUCCCUCAGAGACUGGUAGUGAUAUAGUUUUCAGAAAUAACUAUUUUGUUAUAUAUCAUAAUAUGCAUAAAACUGUACAGAAAUAUUUUGUAAUCUAUUGAUUAAGAAAAAACCAUGUAUAUACAGUAAAGUUUAAAAAAAAUUGGAAAUUCAAAUGGCACACACUGAAAGAUGUAGAUAUUUUGCUAUUUAUUUAAAGGAGUAUUUUAUGAGAUAUUAAAAUGUCUUAAAUUGACCGGUAAUCAAAGUUCAGAAGUCAGAAUGCUUUUCUUGUAGUAGAAUGUGAUUUUCAGCAAUUAUUGCACUACCCAUUUUUGCACCCUUUUGUCUUUCAUUUAGCAGAAAAACAAUGUGCCUUAGCGGUAUUCUUUGUCUAUGGGAGUUUGGUUUUUUGUCCGACAAAGCAAAUUUUUUUGCAGAAAAAGAAAUGGAUGUAUUAAAUACUGUAUUAUACCAAAAACACUGCGGUUGUAUAUAAAUGCUUUCUGUCAUACUGUGUUUUCAGAUGCAGAAUUUUAAAAUUAAAAAAAAGGCAGUCUUUA
Molecule: messenger RNA, 12173 nt
Organism: Caretta caretta (loggerhead turtle)
Lineage: Eukaryota; Metazoa; Chordata; Testudines; Cheloniidae
Gene: XYLT1
Product: xylosyltransferase 1
Biological process (GO): heparan sulfate proteoglycan biosynthetic process; chondroitin sulfate proteoglycan biosynthetic process
Cellular component (GO): membrane
Molecular function (GO): protein xylosyltransferase activity
Source: RefSeq, a predicted model, not a curated record